Molecule: messenger RNA, 1142 nt
Organism: Setaria italica (foxtail millet)
Lineage: Eukaryota; Viridiplantae; Streptophyta; Magnoliopsida; Poales; Poaceae
Exons: 3
Coding region: 1-1044 (347 amino acids)
Source: RefSeq, a predicted model, not a curated record
AUGAAGAAAAUUCAGGGCAGAUUAAAAUCUUUCGGGAUCCGCACCACACAAGGCGAAUGGACCUUUGAUGUUAGCGCGGUCACCGGGGCAGCCGAUGCACAGCCAGUUGCAGGAGCUGAUGCACAACCACAACCAACAGCACCCCCUCAAAAACCUGGUGGCCAAGAUGCAAAUCUUGCAAAUAAUAUUAUCAAACCACUGACCAGAAAUGGGCAACAGUUGCACGGUGAAACAAGCAGCGAAAGGGAUCUCCCUCGGAGUGAUGUUAAUGACGAUGAUGAUGCCUUCAUGGAACCCCCACCGAGGCAACCAGUAGCGAAGAAACAGUGUAUCAAUGCAACUUCCAAGCUUGCCAAGAACCCCGUCAAGUAUGCUCACGCACCUACAGUUCGAUGUGCACCAUCAACAUUUAACUCCUUUGUCGACCACCUAACACUUUGGCAACGUAGGCGAAUCAAAGAUAUGGGUUUUGGUGGACUCCUUUGUGUUGCAGCAGAGAGGUUAGAGAGCAGAGAGCUAUUGAAGUUCUUGUUCGACAGGCUAGACCCCAAAACCAUGGUACUGAAUGUUGCAAAAGAUAAGGGUAUCCAUGUCACCCCGUUCAUGGUAAAGCAGGUGCUUGACUUACCAGAAGGUGGUGAAGAUAUUGUGUUGAGUACACACAUUCAAGCAUCCAAGGCGUUAUCUGCUCUCAAGACUUUGUUGGGUUUACAAGAAUCCCACGACCUGAACGCUAGCCAUCUACAGAAGACCCUGAAGGAUGAUCUGGAGCUAGGGUCUGGCAUGAUUACUGAUGACAUGGCAAUAAGAUUUUUCUUUAUCAUUGCAUGCAACAAACUUCUGUUCCCAAGCACCGACAACAACAUUAGGUGCAAGGAUGUUUACCUCACUAGAGAUCUGUCUUGCUUACCAGCUCUGAACUGGUGUAAGGCUGUUGUGGAUGACCUCCGAGAAGCUGCACUCAAUUGGCAGUCCGACAAAGCAAAGAAAUCAUUCUCAGGAUGCGCAAUAUUAUUGAUUCGCAAGCCAAUGACGUCGAUAUGAAUGGACACAUUACACAUAAUGUUGGAUCUGAAAAUGUAUUUGGUGCAGCACAUGACAACAUAAUGGAAGGCGACCUUUCACCCGUGUGUACUCAGGUU